GAGGAGGUUAUUACGACUCAGACUGCAGCAGGAUCCAUACACGCUGUCGGGAAAGAACGACGGCCUGCUGCAGCAGUGGAACGGCGCACAUUGGAGCACAAGAAACGCGUGAAGCGCCGCUUUGCACGCAGAACGUUUUUGCACGGGUCUUUUGUUUUCUCCGUCCGCAUAAAGGACAGAGAUAGACGGCGACACGAGGAUCCAUGAGAGACGCUUUGAACAGGAUACCGCUUCAGUGUCACGGUUGUGUAGGGGUGCAGCCAUGGAUGCUGGGAAGCUGGAGCAGCAGGUGGCCAGUGUGGAGAGAGGCAUAGCCUUCCUGAAGCAGGAGCACCUGGCCAUGCUGACGGGUCUGCAGCUGGAGAUCACACACCUGAGGAGGCGCUGUCACGAGCUAAGCUGUGAGCUGGACUCCAGGUUUCCUGACAGAAGCACAGAAGAGGAGGAAGCAGAGCUGGCAGCACGCUGCGAGGCUGCACAGCGUCUCCUAGAGGAACAGCAGUGCAUGAUGGUCGCUGCACGUGGGGAGCUGCGGGCCGGCCGGGCACGGGCAUCGGCGCUGGGCAGAAACCUGAGGGAAGAAGAGCGGCAUUUCCUGGAGGAACUGAAACGUCGCAGCCACAAGAUCACGCUGCUGAGUCGAGAGCUGCAACGCCAAAAUGUCACCACGACAACCCUCUGCCACGAGCUCCACAGCGCACGCUUAAAACUGUUCCAGCAACGGCAGAGCACAGAGUCUGGUGCUGAAGGAGAGGAGGAACCCAGAGGACAGGAGGAGGAAGAGAAUGAUGAUGAUGAUGAAGAUGCAGGUGAGGAGGAUGAAGACUAUGAAGGGGAGGGCUCAGACUGGCUUCUGUCUCCACCUCCUCCAGCGUCUCCUAGCCAACCAGAAGCGAGACACAAGAGGCGUGUCAGCACGAGGGAGGAGAGGGUCCGAGCUUGCGUACCCAUGGAGAGGGUGACAUCACCGCAGAGGCCACAACCUAUGCCCGACCCCGCCCUGUUCUUAGUUCCACUUAGAUACCGCCUCCUUCGCUUGAACCAGCCAAUCAGAACACAGAGUGGAGAGGGGGUGGAGGACGAGUGGGAGGAUAUCGAGGACAGCAGGGUGCACAGGAGGGUGGACAUGGGAGCAGGAGAAGGAGAAACCGCUCUGUGAUGGAGAUAGAAGAGACAAAGUUGUCUUCCAGCAGGUCUCGGCCAAGAUCAACCAACAACUGAUGCAGUUAGUCUAGAAAAAAAGCUUAAGACAAGAUGUAACCUUGUGAUUGUCUGUAGAUUUCAGGAAGUGAGUCAAAUAUUUAGAAGUUAGUUGCACAAGAGCGUGUGAUCACAACGACGUAUUAACCUAAUCUGUCACAUUGAUGGUACAGCAGGUGCUUUGAAAAUGUGAAGAUAAGAGCUGGUCAACAAAAAAAAAAAGACUGAAGAGUGGUACCGUUUCAUAUGGAUGCCUUUUGAUUUUAACACUGUUGAUCACGGCUUUUGCCUGUAAUUAGUAGCCUUGCCAUGGAUACUGUGAACACAGUGUACUGUCGACGUACGUGGCAACCUGCUUCUUCACUGCACUAUCUGCAUUCCAGGUUUGAAAAGUCACUCUA
Messenger RNA from Anoplopoma fimbria (sablefish), 1601 nucleotides. Its product is annotated as coiled-coil domain-containing protein 92-like. The coding region runs from base 263 to 1159 and encodes 298 amino acids. Lineage: Eukaryota; Metazoa; Chordata; Actinopteri; Perciformes; Anoplopomatidae. The record is from RefSeq and is a predicted model, not a curated record. The transcript is spliced from 4 exons.